Molecule: messenger RNA, 1448 nt
Organism: Botrytis cinerea B05.10
Lineage: Eukaryota; Fungi; Ascomycota; Leotiomycetes; Helotiales; Sclerotiniaceae
Exons: 1
Coding region: 69-1349 (426 amino acids)
Source: RefSeq, a predicted model, not a curated record
GACAAACCGCUCGUGCUAUUAAUUCCACAGGUUGUUGAAAAAUAUAGCCUAGGAUACCAUACAGAGUCAUGGCGUGUAGGGUGUGUGAGUUUAGGGAAGACCAACGCUGUUGUCAGCAUGUUAACCGGGAUUUGCCUCCCGAACCUCAUUACACGACCACCAACAGCAUUUUUCGCCCUCCUACUCACUCAAACGUAAUCAAUCAGGCUUCUGUUAGCAAUAUUUCCCAUUAUUCUCAAUCAGUGGGGUCGAAACCUAUUGGAAGCGAAUCCACAAAUCAACAUCAAGAUCCAGACAUCCCUCAUUUCAGUAGUUACGCACCACCAACUCAUUUGUUCUGCAAUUCAACUAGACAAAUCUACCAUCCCCCUUCUCUCUUUUACGAUCCAAGAGCUUUCACCAACAAUGAGCAUUCACAUGGAUCAAAUUCUGGGUGGGCGAAACAAAGCCAUUUAGACGAUGAAGCAAUUCAAUCAAGCAUUGCGAAGCCAGGGCAGUCAACUGAGCCAGAAGUAGAGUGGCCAGGCUUGGGGAAUCCAGACGUGCAACGCUCUUUCAAUAUUGCAUACCCCUCGACCAAUUUCACUUCGAUAAACCCCCUGCAAGCAUAUUCGCCUAGUAGGUGUGACGUAUCGGGAUAUGCAAACAAUUGGGAACGAGAUCCAAGACAGCAGAACAACCUUGUGGCCUCAGUAAAUGAAGGAAUACAAGUCACUAUUAAGGAUAAUAGCCGAAUAGCCCAGGCAGGGAUUGUUUUGAAAGACCCUGAGUCUUCUACUAUAUCGGAAGCUCAUUAUCCUUACGUCAAUAUAGCCCAACCACAAUAUCCGACCUUCUAUCCGUACAAUCAUUCUCAAAUCCAGGAAUCUUUUACCGUAGUCGCCACAAAUCAAGAGCCAGCAGCUUGGGAUAACCAAAACCAACACUCACCAUCAGAUGGUGCAAGCGAUUCAUAUCAGCUUCCUUGCAAAUGCCCACAUAAAAAAUGCGGUCACAAUAGCAAGAAGAUUUUUAAAGAGUAUUCCGAGUGGGAAGCCCACUGGUAUAGAGCACAUGAGAAGCGCUUCUCAUGUCAGAUUUGCAGUGCAGUAUUCGGAACGAAUGCGGAAGUCAAGCGUCACUCGACGGCUAUACAUGAAGAUGGUCCUAAGGAAUUCAGUUGCCAGGUCUCAGAUUGUGCUGGUCGUGCAAAAGAGUUCAACAGAAAGCAUCGCUUGAAGGAACAUAAGGAGAAAUGGCACGGACAUUACUACUGUCCUGCGAUGAAUUGUCCUCGGGGUCCUGGACACGGCUUUAAGGAUCAGAAACUACUAGAUGAACACCGAAUCAAAUCUCAUAGCCAUGAGUAAUUUAGGUGAAUAUGUCGUCAGAAGUUUUAGGAGGCAGUGAAAUUUAAGAAAUGACCUUCCAUUGUGGAAUGUGAUCAAUGAUGCCAAGCAUCGGGCUCA